AUGCCAUCCAUUGAACCUUCCCCGCCAGGCGAAUCUCGCCUGCUGAUCGUUUCAAACCGGCUUCCCAUCACCAUCCGUCGCUCUGAUGGCGGUAAAUAUGAGUUCUCCAUGUCUUCAGGCGGUCUCGUCACCGGGCUGAGUGGCCUCUCCAAAACCACCACCUUCCAGUGGUACGGUUGGCCUGGGCUAGAAGUGCCAGAAGAUGAAGUUCCCUCGGUCAAACAGCGAUUGAAAGAUGAAUUCAAUGCGACUCCGGUGUUUAUGGAUGAUUUCCUCGCUGACCGCCAUUACAAUGGAUUCUCUAACUCCAUCCUCUGGCCUCUUCUGCAUUAUCACCCGGGUGAAAUCAUGUUUGAUGAAGGAGCCUGGGAUGCCUACCGCGAGGCUAAUCUGUUGUUCGCAAAGACCAUCGCACGCGAGGCCCACGACGGCGAUCUCGUCUGGGUGCACGAUUACCACCUCAUGUUGCUCCCCGAAAUGCUUCGCGAACAGUUCCGUCUCCUGGGGAAGUCCAACAUCCGCGUGGGCUUCUUCCUGCACACCCCGUUCCCCAGCAGUGAGAUCUACCGGAUUCUCCCCGUCAGAGGCCAGCUCCUGCGCGGCGUCCUGAACUGCGAUCUGAUCGGGUUCCACACGUAUGACUAUGCGCGUCAUUUCUUGAGCAGCUGCGCACAUAUCCUUGGGCUCGUCACAACGCCGAGUAGCGUCAAGUUCGAAGGCCGGUCCGUGUCGGUGGCCGCCUUUCCCAUUGGAAUCGACCCUGAGAAAUUCACGGAAGGGCUCAAAUCUCCCAAAGUGCAGCACCGCAUCUCGUCGCUGGAGAACAAAUUCCAGGGCACCAAGCUGAUGGUUAGUGUGGAUCGUCUGGACUACAUCAAGGGCAUUCCGCAGAAGCUACACGCCCUGGAAGUCUUCUUCUCCAAGCACCCGGAGUGGGUCGGAAAGGUGGUUCUGGUCCAGGUCGCGGUGCCGAGCCGACAGGAUGUGGAGGAGUAUCAGAACCUGCGGGCGGUCGUGAACGAGCUCGUGGGGAGAAUCAACGGGAAGUUUGGAACGGUGGAUUACAUGCCCAUCCAUUUCAUGCACAAGUCCGUAAGCUUCGACGAGCUGAUCGCUUUGUACGCGGCAUCGGAUGCCUGCGUGGUCUCGUCCACGCGGGACGGAAUGAACCUCGUGUCGUUCGAAUACAUCGCCACGCAGAUGAAGCGCAAGGGCACACUGAUCCUGUCCGAGUUCGCGGGUGCCGCCCAAAGCCUCAACGGGAGUAUCGUUGUCAACCCGUGGAACACGGAAGAGCUUGCGCGCGCGUACCACGACGCGGUUUCGAUGAGCGACGAACGUCGAACAAUGAACUUUGAGAAGCUCUACAAGUACAUCUCCAAGUACACCAGCGCGUUCUGGGGCAAGUCAUUCGUGUCUGAAUUGAAGCAGACGAUCUCAUGA
Molecule: messenger RNA, 1443 nt
Organism: Aspergillus terreus NIH2624
Lineage: Eukaryota; Fungi; Ascomycota; Eurotiomycetes; Eurotiales; Aspergillaceae
Product: glycosyltransferase family 20 protein
Exons: 5
Coding region: 1-1443 (480 amino acids)
Biological process (GO): trehalose biosynthetic process; cellular response to heat
Cellular component (GO): cytosol; alpha,alpha-trehalose-phosphate synthase complex (UDP-forming)
Molecular function (GO): alpha,alpha-trehalose-phosphate synthase (UDP-forming) activity
Source: RefSeq, a predicted model, not a curated record